CUUUUGCAACCCUACUUCUGUUUUGCUUCGCUGUUUUCUUCCUUUCGCGUUUUUCCUGAUUUUUGGCCACAACAAUGUGCUAGGACUCCUUGGUUUGCACUUGUCUAAACCCAAUCACAAAAGAUGAGCAGCCGGAGUCACUACGGACCUCCUCGGGACUCCGACUCGGACAGCAGCUACGAUGGCUUCUACUUCUCGGGCGAUAUGAAACGUUCAAAACCCGCACCCUAUGUGGAUCCCGAGCAGAAGCUCUACAAUGCCGUGCUCGACGGAGAUCUCCAGACGAUGCGGGAGGAGAUGCACAAGCUCGUCUUCCAGGUGGACCAGACCGUGAAGGGAGGCCCGAACUUACUGAUGCUCGCCUGUCGCGAAGGACACUACAAAAUCGUUGAGUGGCUGGUGGAGAAGGCAAAGGCAAACGUAAACCGGCAGCUGGACUCUGUGAUGCCAUUGAUGAUGGCUUGCAGUAGUAAGGAUCCGUAUGUCGCGGAGAAAAUGGUGCGCCUACUCCUGCGCCACGGUGCCGUGGUCAAUGUGUCCGACAAAUACGGAAUGACACCUUUUAUGUUCGCCUGCCAGAACGGCUUCACCGGCGUGGUGCGCCUUCUGAUCAAGGACGUCAGCUUCGAUGCUGUGGACAAUCAGGGCUGCACGUCCAUCUUUUAUGCCAUCGAAAGAAACCACGUGGAGAUUGUCAAGCUGCUCGUGGAAGCAGGCGUCAAUGCCACAAUAGCUAACAAUAAGGGAUACACGCCUACCCAGGUGGCCGAGUGCCAUGGCUACUACGACCUGCUGGAGAUCCUGCCGCGUCCAGCCUCCACCUACCUGGUGCCCACCCACUUCCUGGGCUACAACACGCUUAGGGAUCACAUUCCUCGCAUCUUUCUGAAAAGUGACUGCCCGGAGUAUUUUCAGGAGCUGAACGGCAUACUGCAGUCCAUCAAUGUGGGAAAUAUGGUUCAGCACUUUGCCAUCGCACGGACCUCGCUGGCUGAGUUCCUGGUCAUGGAUGAGGAGUCUCUCCAGAAGGUGGGCAUCGAGUAUCCCAUAUACCGUCACAAAAUAUUGAAGGGCAUUCUUGACUUCCAUCUUCAUCACUGGUGCAACUCGUCGAUAGCUCGAGUCAAGGAAAAGGACAUGGACAACUUCUACGAAAUUCUGAUGAUCGCUGCCAAUCAUCUGCAGCAUUUGGUCAUUAUUCAGGCGUCACUGCGAUUUGUAUUGAAGAACCAAGAAGAAAACCAAAUGGGGCAACCUAACGAGACGCAGCUGGCCACUAUAAAGAGCAAUAUUCAGGGAUAUCGCGAUGUCCUCAACCAAGUAACAAAAACAGUAAAAUAUCUUGGGUCAUUCAGUCCCCCACAGAAUCCUCUUUUCAUUGACUUCAACGAAAUCCUGGCCGAGCGGAAGCGCAAGAAGGUGCGCAACUACUUCAAGUACACAACUAUUAUCCUCGGAAUCUCAGUUUUCAUCUGCCUCAAGUGCAAGUGGUUUUCAUAGUAAUCGUACCAGAAUCAUUACAAAUAACGUUGCUUUCCUUAGUUUAGGAGGUUUAUUUGUUUUCGAAAUCAAAAUAGAUUUAGUUGAAAAAGUAGGUUUAACUCAAAUUUUUAUUGAAACUUGUAUCUUCAGAGUAAAAUAUUUACUGUUUAGAAAAGUGUAACCUCGAAAUACACAUAUACGUUUAACAUAUGUUACAAACAAUAUGAGACAAUAGGAGUUCAAAAGCAAAGAAAUGAAAUGUAUCAAAUGUUACCUGAAACUCAAAAAAUUACCUGAACAUGAAGAUGAAAGGUAUAUAUAGAGUGUGAACUGAAGUUGAAGAAACCCACAAUAACUUAAUUUUCUUCUUAUAUAAUGUAAGGCGAAUAGAAGUAGAAUUAUGUAUAAACUUGUAUUAUUUUUAUUACCCGGUAAUAAAGAAGUUGUUAUUAA
Drosophila biarmipes is the source of this 1935-nucleotide messenger RNA. RefSeq lists its product as uncharacterized. Gene Ontology annotation, biological process: piRNA processing. Gene Ontology annotation, molecular function: protein binding. The coding region runs from base 124 to 1500 and encodes 458 amino acids. NCBI's taxonomy places the organism in Eukaryota, Metazoa, Arthropoda, Insecta, Diptera, Drosophilidae. The record is from RefSeq and is a predicted model, not a curated record. The transcript is spliced from 5 exons. Gene Ontology annotation, cellular component: pi-body.